AUGUUAUCUCGUAUUGGAUUGUCAGCUUUGACCAAAAGAUCAUUAACCCCAACCACAUUCAGACCAUUAUUAUCAUUGUCUUCAACUCAAGCAGUUAGAAGUUUUAAAACUAUUCCACAACCUCCGGGUUAUAUUGUUGGUACAGUUAAUGAUGCUUAUGUUCCACCAGCUCCUCAUAAAAUUGAAGGUUCAUUGCAUUGGACAAGUGAAAGAAUUGUAAGUAUUGGUUUAUUACCAUUAGUUUUAUCUCCAUUUAUUACUGGUGCUUCAACUAUUAUUGAUUCUUCAAUGUCUGCUUUAUUAUUAUUCCAUUGUUUUGCUGGUUUCCAAAGUUGUAUUAUUGAUUAUAUUCCAAAGAGAGUUUAUGGUAGUUUACAUAAUUUAGCUAUUUAUUUAUUGACUUUAGGUACUGGUGUUGCUGGUUAUGGUGUUUAUCAAAUUGAAAAGAAAGAAGGUGGUAUUUCAAACAUCAUUUCUAAGAUUUGGGCUGCCUAA
Molecule: messenger RNA, 495 nt
Organism: Candida tropicalis MYA-3404
Lineage: Eukaryota; Fungi; Ascomycota; Pichiomycetes; Serinales; Debaryomycetaceae
Product: succinate dehydrogenase membrane anchor subunit
Exons: 1
Coding region: 1-495 (164 amino acids)
Biological process (GO): tricarboxylic acid cycle; mitochondrial electron transport, succinate to ubiquinone
Cellular component (GO): membrane; mitochondrial envelope
Molecular function (GO): heme binding; ubiquinone binding
Source: RefSeq, a predicted model, not a curated record